AAAAUAAGAAGAAUCUUUUGUUUGAAAGACUCAAAUGAUUUCGCGAGACUCUAAAAUUAGGUGUCAAGUUAUCUAAGAAUGAAAAUGGUCUUAUGCUAGAACUUUAAUAUUAUAUAUUGGUUUUAAAAAACUAGGGUUUUGUCUAGGUUUUCUAUUUUUUUGUCAUCGUAUUCAUAAAUCACGGUAAUGUUUUCUAUUUAAGAAGCCGUUAAACUAUUUUUAGGAUAGUUUUUGAUGUUUUAAUAGAAAAAUAUUUAUUUUAAGCUUUUAUUGUUCUUGAUUGAACUAAAUUUAUUAAAAUAGGAAGCUGAUCUUAAGUCGGUAUUGCAAUUUUCAAACUAGAAUUGCCAAAUCUCUUAGGUAAAAAAAUUAUGACUAUCGAAUUAGUCAUCUGAUUAUUUUUAUGUAAUUUUAUAUGGUUUUUGAGAUUUUUAACUAAUUUUUUUCAAAAUUUAAUAUUAAGUUCUACUAAUUCAUUAAUUGUAUUAUUAUACAUAGCGUAUAUGAUAGUUCACAUUUUUUUAUCAUAUAAUGUUAUAAAAUAUAUUUGAAUAGUAUGAUGAGUAGAAAUGGAUAGCGUGAUGCCAUUGUUCGUAAUCGAUUGUUCGUAAUCGUGGACGAUAUUGUAGAGAUAAUGGAUAGUGUGAUGCCAUUGUUCGUAAUCGUGGACGAUAUUGUAGAGAAUAUAAGCCUUGGAGUUGCUCUUAGAAGCUACCCAAAAAAAUUAUAUAUUUCAUAUACACAUAUUAAGUAAAACUUAAUAAUAUACUAAGUAAAAAUUAAGGAAAUAUUAAGUAAAAAUUAAUAAUAUAUUAUAAAUAUAGUAAUGUGACUCAUAUGUAUAUCUCAUAUACACAUAUUAAGAAACAAAUCAAUGUUUUAUUAUAAAUAUAUAAUUACUUACAAAAUAAAGAAUUUUCUAAGAAUCUCAGCUAUUGUAUUUUAAGAAAUUAAUUAUUCUAAAUAAUUAUUUUCUUAAAAUUUAAGAUUUGUCACCAUUAAUUAGUCAAGAAUGCAUACAAAUCUAAAAUGACUAUUUUUAUAAGGUACAAUAUCUCAGUUUAUAUAUAUAAUAUUUUUAUAAAUAAAUUCAAAAUACCUCUAAAGUUUAAACCAAUAUUAAUUUAAUAAAAUUAAUGAUUUUCACUAGAUAUAUCGUAAAGUAAUGACUCUCAACUAAUAAAAUUGUAUUAAAAUAGGUGCAUUUAUUUAUAAAAGCAAAAGAAAAAUCUAUUAAAAGUUAUCUUUUAGAAAAGAAAAAUUUAUUUUUAAAAAUCAAAAAGUAUUGAACCGCAAAGAAUACAAAAUUUUGCGGGAAACAAAGAUCACCCACUAGUAUAUAUAUAUAUGUGUACUAGUUAUUUUCCUACACCAUAUGCAGAGUUAAAAAAUGGUAAAAGUUUAGAUUUUAUUAAUUGUAUACCAAUAUUUUUAUAUAAAUAUUAAUUUACUUGAACAUAAAAUUAAGAUAAAUAAAUAAUUUUAUUUAUUUAAAAUUAUAUUUAGUAGAGGUCCUUCACCAUGAAGAUUGUAUGCUUUCAUUUUCACUCAACAAUGAAAGCUAAACGAAACCGAUUAUAAUAUCCUUUUACUUAUGUCGAAAGAUUUGAUUUGCUAUUUGAUUUCGGACCUUGAUUAUUUUGACUAUAUUACUAGAUUGAUAGCUAAAACUACUCAAAAAGGUUAGAUAGAUUUUCAUUUAUUUCUUUGGGUUAAGAUAUAUUAAAUUAACUUGUAUAAGUUUCAUAAAAAAUAGAUAUAAUUUUCAUUAAAAAAAAAACGUCGUUAAGAUUAAAACUUCUAAAAGGAUGCUCAUCUAUUACGAUUAAAACAAUUUAUAAUUUCUUUAAAAUAAAAAAUAAAAUUUUGAAAAUCUUGCUUAUUAAAAAAAUUGUAUGAUUGUAAAAGCAUACUUAAAUAAUAUUUUAAAUCUGUAAAAAUAUUUUAUAUUUCUAUUAUUAUAUUAUUUAUUGACAUAUUUGAAGAGAUUUCUUUUAAUGAUAUGUAUGAGUUAUUACCAUAUUUUAGAAAAACAUUACCAAAAAUAGAAAUCAACAUUAAAUGUAGUUGACCAUGUCACAUUUAGUCAUAAGCCAUAUCUUUUUUCUAGUAUGCAAUAUCAUUUUUUAGUGAAAGUGAUUGCAAAGAUGACAUGUUAUAGAGAAUUUUGUAAAAGAAAAUUUCAUCAUCGCAGAAAUUAAAAAUCCACCACAAUCUGUCUCGCCUCUAUAGCCAAUCUUUAGUAGCCCUUACUUAUUCUCCUCUCCUUUUUUUAUUCGAUGUUUACGUUCAUGGAUGCAGCCAGAGUGAAACUUGCUCUUUCCACCAACCCACCGAGCGAAGUUGAUCAGCUAAGCAGUUUGCCAGAUUGCUUGAUAUUCCAGGUAUUCUUAAAUCUCCCGACCAAAGAUGUGGUUAAGACUAGUGUGUUGUCCACCAGAUGGACAACUCUCUGGAAAGACGUACCUGGUCUGGAUUUGGACCCCAAGGAUUUCAAUAUACACGAAACAUUCGUGAGUUUUGUCGAUAACUUUCUUGAACGCAACCGCAAUUCGUCCAUACAUCGGUUUAAGUUAACGUACGAUUCUUCUUACUUUGAAGAGCCUGGUCUUGUCAAUCGCUGGGUCGAAACGGCUGCUAGGCUUAAAGUUGAACAUCUCGAUGUUUCAGACUAUUGGGAUCCCAUCAUGAAUCCAACAGUUUACACUUGUAGUAGCUUGGUGUCCCUAAGGCUCGCGAGAAUGAGCUUACCUAAUCCAGAGCUUGUUUCUUUACCUUCUCUCAAAGCUCUGGUUUUAAUCCUCGUUGUGUUUACCAACAAAUGGGCAUUAGAGAAUUUAAUCUCAAAAUGCCCAGUUCUUGAAAACUUUUCUAUUGAGAGACGCUACGGUGAUGGAAUACCGAUUUUACGUGUGCAUUCUAAGUCUCUGUUGACCUUCGUGCAUGAUGCGGGUAAUCACGAGGAUUAUGAUGAAGAGGAAUAUGAUGAAGAUCGUAAUGUUGAAAUUGAUGCUCCCAUGCUUAAGUAUUUGAUGAUCAGUGAUGGUCUAACUUCAAGUUUCAUAAUAAAGAGUCCACCUUCCGCUGUAGAAGCUGAUAUAGAUAUUGUGUUUAACUUGACUUCUGAAAGGAUACUCGGAGUUGCAUAUGAAGUACAAAAGAUAGAGAUGGUUCGUGAUUUUCUCUUCGGGAUCUCUAAGGUCAAGGAUAUGAGCAUCUCCUCAAGUGCUCUCCAGGUCAUAUAUGAUUACGCAAGAUAUAUACAACUACCGGUAUUUCGUAACGUAUAUACCUUGUGUGUCAGGUUCGACAGCUACAUGUGGGAGAUGUUGCCAGUCUUUCUUGAAGUCUGUCCGAAUCUAAAAAAUCUUGUUGUGGAAACUACUGAAAAUUACCACAUGGUGGGAAUUAUUGUUACUGCCAGACCUUGGAAUCUGUUAUCAUCUCCAGAGCAUGUUGACAUAGAAAGGCCACUGAAAGGGGAGGCGUUGGAGAUGUCACUAGUGGGUUACUUACUCGAGAACUCACCAAACCUCAAGAAACUAUCAUUAAGCUUGGAUGAUGCCCCAAAGAAAGGAGAAUCUGGCAUCUACAUAGAACUCCUUAACUUUCCGAGACUCUCUAGGUCAUGCCAAAUUAUUGUACGAUGAUCCUCAUAGUCAUCGUCAAUGGACAUAUAAGUUUGUCUUUGAUAAUUAUCUGUUGCUUCUUAGUUUAUUAUGACAUUGGAGUGUUGAUGUUGGUAUGACAAUUAUAGUAUUUAUCAUAUUUAUGAGUCAUAAGUAUUGAUUUAUCGUGGCUAAAGGUAUGUGCUAUGGAAGUUGAGAAGAAGGUUAUGUGCUUCCGUCAAAUUUUGUCUUGCAUGGCUAUACAUAAUUUUUUGUAUUAAAAAAACAAUUGGUACCUAUAUAAUAAAAAUUUGUUUUGAAAAUCACAAAAAGCAUUUCUGGAAGCACACUUCUACCUCCAAAAAAUAACCUUUUUACUAUUGGGAAUAACAUCUCAUCAAGUUUCUGAUUAUGUUUCAAUUCAUUAAGAAUAAAAAAAAUGAAAAACAAGAAAAAAAUAAAAAGAAUUUUUUAUUUGAAAGACUCUCAAACGAUUAUGCGAGACUCUAAAAUUAGGUGUCAAGUUAUCUAAGAAUGGAAAUGGUCUAAUGCUAUAACUUUAAUAUUAUAUAUUGGUUUUCAACAAUCAGGGUUUUUGUCUAGGUUUUCUAUUUUUUGUCAUCGUAUUCAUAAAUCACAGUAAUAU
Messenger RNA from Brassica napus (rape), 4254 nucleotides. Its product is annotated as F-box/LRR-repeat protein 13-like. The record is from RefSeq and is a predicted model, not a curated record. The transcript is spliced from 3 exons. Gene Ontology annotation, molecular function: protein binding. NCBI's taxonomy places the organism in Eukaryota, Viridiplantae, Streptophyta, Magnoliopsida, Brassicales, Brassicaceae. Bases 2280 to 3650 code for a protein of 456 amino acids.